Talaromyces stipitatus ATCC 10500 is the source of this 2118-nucleotide messenger RNA. RefSeq names its product lysyl-tRNA synthetase. Gene Ontology annotation, biological process: lysyl-tRNA aminoacylation. The record is from RefSeq and is a predicted model, not a curated record. Bases 124 to 1932 code for a protein of 602 amino acids. Lineage: Eukaryota; Fungi; Ascomycota; Eurotiomycetes; Eurotiales; Trichocomaceae. Gene Ontology annotation, cellular component: cytoplasm; cytosol. The transcript is spliced from 2 exons. Gene Ontology annotation, molecular function: lysine-tRNA ligase activity; tRNA binding; ATP binding.
CUUAUCUAACAACGAAGUCAUUCUUUCACAAACCUCAUUGAAAGAAUUGGCAGGAUUUUCGUGGGAAUCUCGCCGUCAGCAAGAAAAGUCAAAUAUCUAAUUCCCCUCGCACACAUUUUCACCAUGGCCGACUCUGGUGUUCAGGAAGCCGAGGCCGGCGUCGCCAAUCUGAUCUUGGACGAGGUCACUGGCGAGAAGGUGUCCAAGUCUGAGCUCAAGAGACGCCAGAAGAACAGAGAAAAGGAGGCAAAGAAGAAGGAGAAGGAGGCUGCUGCUCCAGCCAAGCCUAAGCAAGAGAAGCAGAAAUCUGCUGAAGAUGAGGAGUUAAAUCUAACUCCUAACCAAUACUUUGAAAUCCGCAGUUCCAAGAUUAACAAGCUACGCGAGACCAAGAACCCCGAUCCUUACCCACACAAAUUCCAAGUCACCAUCGAUGCGCGCAACUUCUUGACAGAGUAUGCAUCGCUAGGAAAGGGUGAAUUGAAACAAGAUACCACCGUGCAGGUCGCGGGACGUAUCGAAAACAAGCGUUCAGCAGGCACCAAGCUGUUCUUUUACGAUCUUCGCGCUGAAGGUAUCAAACUCCAGAUUCUGUGCCAGGCCCAGUACGCCACUGGUGAGGUUCCGUUCGCUGAACAACACGAACAAUUGCGACGAGGAGAUAUCAUUGGUAUCACUGGUUUCCCCGGACGCAGUAACCCCAAGACCCGUGAUGAGGGUGAACUGUCCAUCUUCGCGACAGAGGUCAAACUUCUUGCCCCUUGUCUGCAUGCUCUGCCCCGUGGUCUUCAGGAUUCGGAGACACGUUUCCGUCAGCGAUAUCUUGAUUUGAUCAUGAACGAGUCUUCACGUAAGGUCUUCACUACGCGUGCUAAGAUUGUCAGAUAUGUUCGUAACUUCUUUGAUUCUCGCGACUUCACUGAGGUGGAGACACCCAUGAUGAACGCAAUUGCCGGUGGUGCCACAGCCAAGCCCUUCAUUACCCAUCACAACGAUCUCAACUUGAAUCUUUUCAUGCGUGUUGCUCCCGAGUUGUACUUGAAGAUGUUGAUUGUCGGUGGUUUGGAGCGUGUCUACGAGCUUGGCCGUCAAUUCCGUAACGAAGGUAUCGAUCUUACUCACAACCCUGAAUUCACCACCUGUGAGUUCUAUUGGGCAUACGCCGAUGUUUAUGAUGUCAUGGACCUUACUGAGGAGCUUGUUUCGGGUCUGGUCAAACAUGUUACCGGUGGAUACGAGACCACUUUCCACACACAAUCCGGCGAAGUUUACAACGUCAACUGGAAGGCUCCCUGGAGGCGUGUGGAGAUGAUCCCCGCCCUUGAAGAGGCGACUGGCGAGAAGUUCCCUCCUGGUGACCAACUACACACCGACGAGACCAACGCAUUCUUGAAGAGAGUUCUGGAAAAGACCGGCGUUGAAUGCACUCCCCCCAUGACCAACGCCCGUAUGCUCGACAAGCUCGUCGGCGAAUUCAUUGAAGAAACCUGCAUCAACCCUACCUUCAUCACCGGACACCCACAAAUGAUGUCCCCUCUCGCCAAAUACCACCGCAGCAACAUCGGUCUCUGCGAGCGCUUCGAAGCCUUCGUCUGCAAGAAGGAGAUUGUCAACGCCUACACCGAAUUGAACGACCCCUUCGACCAACGUCUGCGUUUCGAAGAGCAAGCCCGCCAGAAAUCCCAGGGUGAUGACGAAGCUCAACUCAUCGAUGAGAACUUCUGCACGAGUCUUGAAUACGGUUUGCCUCCUACCGGUGGUUGGGGAAUGGGUAUCGAUCGUCUCGUUAUGUUCUUGACGGAUAAUUACAGUAUCAAGGAGGUUCUUACUUUCCCCUUUAUGAAGGAUGAUACGUCAGUGGAGAAGAAGCCUACAGCUGCUGAGGUUGUUGGUGUGACUCCUCAGCCGGAAGAGGGUAUUCCUCACAAAUAAUUCAAAAGAAAGUAGAAUGUUCAUAAAGAAAAGAGAUAACGGAAUUAGGGAAAUUAUAUGGGGUUUCUUAAAUAGCAUAGGGUGUUUGUAUUUGAUGUUUGCAGGUUAGCUAUGAGAGCUUAUGGACGAAAUGUUGCCAUGAGAUUAUGUAUCUCGGUUUCGACGAAUAAAUACUGUUUAUCAUUU